AGGUCUUGUAGAAAAAGUGAAGCUUUUGCCUGAAGCUGCUGAUCUAUGGCCAGUGUAUUUGAAAAUGCCAUUCAGCAUGUAUGUGGAAAAGGUGUAUCUCGAUAAGUGCCUUCAGUUCACCAGUUUCGAGAGCUACAAUAUUUCUUCCUAUGAAAAAGUCAAGUAUGUGCCUUUCUCACGCUUGGGUGACCCUGUGUUAUGCAGUUACCUCGUCUGUUCAGUAGAGUCAUUUCCACCAUCCACGUCUUGCUCUUUUGAUGUUGAAAUCCACACACCAUUGUCACCAUAUUCCAUCCUGUAUUCAUCGGUGUCCAUGGAUUUCUGCAUCUUUAACGGCAUUGGACGAACUAGGCUGGUGCCAAAUACUUUGUACCUGCUGAUAUUUCAACCUGUAUUCACCUGCGUCGGCAACCGAGGAAUAACCACAGUUGUGAGGGGCAACAAGUUAGGCGUGAUAAUUUCAACAGACUGCAACACAGUUUCUGUAAAGGCGAAUACAAAAUGCAUUCCUUACGACAAAAUCUCAAAUCCGGUAUUCUGUAGAGAUCUGUUCCACAUGGCAGAGUCUGUUUCUCCAUCAGUGUUCAAUCAGAUCAGAUAUGAUCUCGAGAUACACACUUCACUAUCAGAGACAAUCUCAUAUCCAUUUGUGUCAGGUGACUUCUCAGAUGCCAGGACACCAGGAUGACCAGAAACACCUCGGAUGUACGAAAGUGGAUAAUUUAAACAAUAAAAUCUAAGUAAUGUUUGAUUUCAGUGAUCAUAACCGGCUCUAAUAGUGAAAAACAUGCCAUGGUGCUUAAACACUUGGGUCUGUCUGUUUAAAGGAACUGCAUGAGCACUAGUAACGAUCUACCAUGCAUAUAUGUGUUGGCUUUGUCAAAUUAAUCGUUUUAGCUCAGUUAUGCUGUUCAUCAUACCUAUUCUUAGAAAUGAAAUGUUUUAUUUAACGACGCACUCAACACAUUUUAUUUACGGUUAUAUGGCGUCAGACAUAUGGCCAAGGACCACACAUAUUUUGAGAGGAAAC
This is a messenger RNA of Gigantopelta aegis, 1030 nucleotides long. RefSeq lists its product as uncharacterized. NCBI's taxonomy places the organism in Eukaryota, Metazoa, Mollusca, Gastropoda, Neomphalida, Peltospiridae. Bases 65 to 688 code for a protein of 207 amino acids. The transcript has 3 exons. The record is from RefSeq and is a predicted model, not a curated record.